AUGGCACGCGGUGGAGGCGGUGGGUUUGGCAGAGGCGGUGGCGGCGGCUUCGGCGGCGGUCGCGGCUUCGGCGGCCCACGAGGUGGAAGGGGCGGCGGUGGUCGCGGCGGCCGCGGUGGUGGCCGUGAGGCGGAACCGGACCCACCAGAAACACUGGAGCUCAUCGGCACCUUCAUGAACGCCGCAGAGGGGGAUCUGGUGUACAAAGUCACGAUCCCCGAAGUGGUGCCGCGCUUCAAUGCGUUUGUGUACACCGAAAACAAGGCUAAAAUUGGCAAGAUUGAUGAAGUGAUGGGAAGCACAACCGAUGUGAUGUUUUCGGUGAAGCCCGUUCCUGGGGUGCAGGCAGGGUCCAUUAGUGAAGGGGAUAACAUCUUUGUCUCCCCCACACAGAUCACCCCAAUGCGUCUGUUCACGGACCCACCAAAGCCACGAGGACGCGGUGGCCGCGGAGGCGGCGGUCGUGGCGGCCGAGGCGCAAACGGUGGCGGCGGCGGUGGUCGCGGCGGCUUCGGCGGCGGCGGUGGUCGCGGUAACUUCGGCGGCGGCGGUGGUCGCGGUAACUUCGGCGGCGGCUUCGGCGGUCGGCGGUGGUGGUCGCGGUAA
This is a messenger RNA of Trypanosoma conorhini, 606 nucleotides long. RefSeq names its product snoRNP protein GAR1. Bases 1 to 606 code for a protein of 201 amino acids. Gene Ontology annotation, biological process: ribosome biogenesis; snoRNA guided rRNA pseudouridine synthesis. Gene Ontology annotation, cellular component: box H/ACA snoRNP complex. NCBI's taxonomy places the organism in Eukaryota, Euglenozoa, Kinetoplastea, Trypanosomatida, Trypanosomatidae. The transcript has a single exon. Gene Ontology annotation, molecular function: box H/ACA snoRNA binding. The record is from RefSeq and is a predicted model, not a curated record.